This is a messenger RNA of Hibiscus syriacus, 1668 nucleotides long. RefSeq lists its product as uncharacterized. The transcript is spliced from 4 exons. NCBI's taxonomy places the organism in Eukaryota, Viridiplantae, Streptophyta, Magnoliopsida, Malvales, Malvaceae. The coding region runs from base 1 to 1668 and encodes 555 amino acids. The record is from RefSeq and is a predicted model, not a curated record. Gene Ontology annotation, molecular function: catalytic activity.
AUGGAUUGGAGAAAGCUUUUCGGCUUUCAACAAGGGCAUGCACUUCAAUUCUUCCAACCAAAAUCACGCGAUUCCAACCCCAUCGUUCAGCCUCCUCUAGAAGUCUAUGAAGCUGGGAUUGCCGAAUGGAGGACUUCACUCGUGGGUCAAUUCCUUGGGGCUGCACCAAAUUUCAAUACUAUGCAGAGGAUGAUUGAGAAUCUAUGGAAUAACACAUCUAAGGGGAUUCGCGUCCAGGUGAGUUUCGCAGGCAGAAAGAAAUCUAUUUCUCUUUCAAAAAGAGGCAAAGGAAGACCUGUCAAGACUAAACCAAAGAAUUCUCUCAAAGGAUCCUCUAACAGAUUUGAGGUCCUUAGCACAGUUGAUGAAACUUCUUCCUCCUUGGAUGAUCUUAAUAGAAAACCAAGAAGAAUUUGGUUUCUUUGGACUAAAGGCCUUAAUCUUUCUUUAUGCCAUUCUACUGCCCAAAGUAUUACAGUCAAAGGCUUUUCUCAGGGUCAACCUUUUUAUAUUACUGCAAUCUAUGGCUAUAAUGAUGGCUCUCAAAGGAGGCUUCUAUGGCAACACUUAAUUGACCUUGAUUCUAGAAUUGGUUCUUUUCCAUGGAUCCUUGGUGGUGAUUUCAACAUCAUUCUUCACCCUUCAGAAAGCUCUGAUCAUGACAUUAUAGGUUCUUUUGUCUCCACUGAUAUGAAGGAUUUCCAAGAUACUAUCAUUGACCUUCUCCUUCAAUAUCACCCUUACUUUGGUUCUUUUUUUAACUGGAGCAAUAAACAAAAAGACUCCUUCCUUGCUAGAAAACUUGACAUAGUGCUUGUUAAUUCCAAUUGGAUCACUACUUAUAAAAACUUUUUUGUGGAAUUUGUAGCCCCUAAGCCAUCUGACCACUACAUGGCCAUUCAAACUGUUCAUGGUAACCCUAUGAUGUCCCUAUUCCACAAGCUUAAAAGAUUGAAAACAAGUCUGAAGACUUUAAACAAAGAAUGUUUUAGUAAUAUUUCCAUAAAGGUCAAGCAAAAGAAAGCUGAACUAGAACAAUUUCAACUCUCUACUCUGCACAGAAUUGGUUCCAUUGACUCUGAACUUAGACUACAGACUGAACUGACAGCCCUUGAAGUAGCAGAAAAUCAGUUUCUAAAACAGAAAGCCAAAGUUCAAUGGCUUAAGGAAGGUGAUAAAUGCACAAAAUUCUAUCAUUCUAUCAUUGCUUCCAAGAACAAAAGAGAUACAAUAAGAAUUUUAGAGAAUGAACAAGGCUGUAGACUUGAGACUUUUGAUGAUAUUUCCUCUGAAAUCAUUCAAUACUUCAAAAACCUUUUGGGAAAAGCUAACCCACUUAUCAGAGACAGUGACCAUCAAUUUUUUAAAAACCUUCUUCAGUAUAAUUUAUCUCCUGAAAAUUCUGCUGAAUUGGACAAAGAUAUCACUUCUAAGGAAAUAAAAGAUGUUAUUUUUAGUCAAGGUAAUGACAAGGCACCUGGUCCAGAUGGUUUCACUCCUUUAUUCUUUAAAUUAUGUUGGUCAGUGGUUGGUGAGGAUGUCAUCAAAGCAGUCAAAUAUUUUUUUAGCAGUUCUUUUCUUCUUCCAGCCUUUAACUCAACCAUUAUUGCCUUGGUCCCAAAAAGCUCCAAUCCUAGCAAGGUUAAAGACUAUAGACCAAUAUCUUGA